AUGGCGGCUUUGCAGAAAGGCGAGAAGGAGAUGGAGGGUCGAACGUGGGCGGAGGAGACCGACCUUCAGUCUUCCGCAGAGAAUCACGCGCAGAUUGCGGCGGCAAAGGCGGAGGCAGGGGGAGGAGGAUGCUCUGGACUGAGACCUCUCGUUAGGUGGAAUGGAGGGGACGCGGAUGCGCCGCUGCAGACGCUGGAAGAGGCGGCCGGAUGCGGCCCUGCUGGCGCACCCGCGUGGGAUCAGUUCAAGGAUAAUCGAGAGCGUUUUGGCGUCUGUUCGACGUACAAGGAGGAGCUCUACACAACGCCUCUGGACAAGAGCAGCGUGCCGUUGCACCUGCGGGCUAAGGCGAACCGUCUGGCGAAGGAAAUGGAAGCUGAGGCAGGAUUGCGACACAAGGAUUCGUUGUUAGAAGCCGAUGGCGAAGACGAGGAGGCCCUCUUCAGCGCCGUUCGAAACACGGGAGCUUACGCGCGCCGCCACGUGGGUGCUGCUGGACAAUCGAGAUGCAGACCCCCUCAAUGCGCAUCAGCAGCAUCAGCAUCAGCAGCAGCAACACAACACUCCCGCCAUGAGGGCGAUGAUUACAGGUGGCUCGCCAUCGAAUCGGCAGCAGCAGCAGACGCGGGGAGCGGUGCUGCAGAUGGCCAGCAGCAGCAACAGCAGCAACAGCAGCAGCAACAACAGCAGCAGCAACAAGCGGCAACAGCAGCGGCAGCGGCGUCUCCUACUUCGAGCAACGGCGGGAAAAAGUGUUUCCAGUUCAACCCACACGCCAACUGCUUUACCCCCGCAACUCCCUCCUCGCAUGCAGCAGCCGCUGCUGCCAGUUAUCGCUUCGCUGCUGCAGGCAGCUCUGCCACGGGGUUGAAUGGAAUGAGUCGACAGAAUGCGGGGAUUCCCCAGCAGGCACCAGGACCCCCUCCUUUGCAGGGAGUCGCUGCCAGAGCGUCAGACGCAGCCGACAAGAAUAACAGCACCAGUCAGCAGCAGCAGCAGCAGCAGCAGCAGCAGCCGGUUGCAGCAGCAGGAAGGGCUCCUCCUCCUCCGCAAUCCCUCGCUGGAGGGGGGGCCCCCGCCUUGCAUGUGCCGCCUCCGCCUUUGGGGGUGUAUGGAUCGGCGGGGAGUGCGGGGGGAGCUGCGCCUCAGGCGUAUCGGGGCCCCUCCACUCCGGGGGGCCUCUUAGGAGAUCCUUCCGAGGCAGCGCUUGUGGUGGAUUCGACGGCUCUUGCGCUGGGGGGCACCUUUGGACCGGCGGAGGGCCCCCCUUUUGCGCAUGCGGGGUACCCCAUGGGCAUGCCGGGGGCCCCUGGGGGGUGCCCACGCCACAUGGGGCCCCUCAAGCUCUCGCCCUUUGCGUCUCCUUAUGAGCAGGUGUGCGAAGCCUUCACCGUAGUGGGCGGGGGGUCUGUUGCUUCCGCCGCCGCUUUGUUGCUGAGGAAAGAGGCGCGUGUGCAGGUGAAGGAACAUGUGCAUAGAUGUGGGAGUGCCUUGUUUUGGGGGAGGCGGGAGGCGGGAGGGGGGCGUGUCUCGCUGGCAGCGGCAACGCUGUGUGUGGGGUUGUUGGGGCCUGGUGUUAAGAACCCUUUGGUGUGGGCGCGAGCCAGUGGGUGUGUGUCGUGUGUGUGUUGGUGCGGCUGGCGCCUUUGUGCUGCAUGUGCAGUGCGGCUGCACCGCCCGUCAGUCCCUACGUCUCCCCUCUUCGGCUUUGGACAGCCGCUGCUCCUCCCGAACGCCGCCUUAGGGGGCCCCCCAGGGGCCCCCGGCUCGCUGCCCUAUCCCGUGAUGUACGCGGCGGCCCCCCAGCUGCCCCCCGGGCACCCGUAUGCGCUUUUGUCUGUUGCCACGGCGGGGCCCCCACAGCAGCAGCAGGAACAACAACAACCGCAGCAGCAGCAGCAGCAGCAGCAGCAGCAGCAGCAGCAGCAGCAGCACCCUGCAUCGCAUCUAGGGUCCACGGGCAAGCAGCCGAGGCACCAGCACCAGGGAGGGGUGUCUCCCAACGCGCAUCAGCAGCAGCAGCAGCAGCACCAAGAGGCUGCAGGGUCUGACGAUGCAGCCUCCUCGCCUACCCCCACACAGCAAGGUCCACGCGGCGCUGGGGUGUCUCCCCACCUGGGAGGCCGUGGAGGGGGGGGCCCCGGGGGGGCCCCCGGGGGUCAUAAGGGGCCCUCGCACAAGGCUGGCCUUCAUGGAAGCAGGCACCAGCAGCAGCAGUACCAGCAGCAGCAGAUGCACGUGCGUGGAGGCGGCCCCUUCGUGCCUGGGGGAGGCGCGCAGCAGCAGCAGCAGCUGCUGCUGCACCACCAUGGCACCGUCUCCUCGAUCGGAGGAGGGCAGGGUGCCCCUGGAGCAGCAUCCACUCCUAUCCCCUCUCCUCACCCCUCAGUGGCCGUUGUCUCACCGGUGUCAGCCGGAGGGGGGCCCCCUGCAGACCCUGCAGAAGCCCCUAGUGGGCCCUCGCCGCCUCCGCAGCCAAGCGGCAGCAACGGCACUUCGCUGAGGGGGGCCCCCCUGGACUUGGCAUGCCCCUGA
This is a messenger RNA of Cyclospora cayetanensis, 2535 nucleotides long. Its product is annotated as trithorax group protein osa. Gene Ontology annotation, biological process: cytoplasmic stress granule assembly. The record is from RefSeq and is a predicted model, not a curated record. The transcript has 10 exons. NCBI's taxonomy places the organism in Eukaryota, Apicomplexa, Conoidasida, Eucoccidiorida, Eimeriidae. Bases 1 to 2535 code for a protein of 844 amino acids. Gene Ontology annotation, cellular component: cytoplasmic stress granule. Gene Ontology annotation, molecular function: RNA binding.